Molecule: messenger RNA, 1699 nt
Organism: Ilex paraguariensis (yerba mate)
Lineage: Eukaryota; Viridiplantae; Streptophyta; Magnoliopsida; Aquifoliales; Aquifoliaceae
Source: the annotation of a GenBank genome assembly
GAUUAUCAUGAGAACCAGCUUUGCUUCUUAUGCGGCAAUGGUUGUAGUUCAGCUGGCUUAUGGCGGAUCAAAUAUACUGAUGAAAAUCUCCCUUGAGAAUGGACUUAAUCAACUCGUUUUUGUGGUAUAUCGGCAUGUAAUUGCAAUGCUUCUUUUGGGCCCUUUUGCUUACGUACUUGAGAGGAAACAACGUCCUCCACUCUCCUUUGCAGUGAUGAUGAAGGUUUUCGCGCUUUCAUCACUCGGAACUACGAUCCACCUCAAUGUUUACUAUGCUGGUUUAGAGUACACUUCCCCAACUGUUGCAAGUGCCUUGAGUAAUGUCAUCCCCACUUUCACCUUCCUUAUAGCAGUUUUCCUUGGGAUGGAGAAAGUGACCAUUAGAAGUGCUAGAGGCCGAGCCAAGGUAUUGGGUAUGCUGACUUCCAUUGGUGGAUCUCUUAUAUUUACCUUUUGGAAAGGUCCGUAUCUUUUCAAGGGCCUUGUGGAGAGGCGGCCACUGGUUGACAUCUAUGACACCAAAGAUUCUGUUGGUGAAUUGAAGCGUGGUGGUGAGCAAGACUGGCUCAAAGGCUCUGCCCUUAUUUUGGUCAGCUACGUUGCAUGGAGUGCAUGGCUCAUUCUACAGGCUGUGGUCUACAAGGUCUAUCCAGCAAGAUUGUCACUGAACGUUUUAAUAUGUUUCUUUGCAUCCCUGCAAUCUUCUCUCCUUGCACUGUUUUUUGGAAGAAAUCCAACCAUAUGGAGGCUGGAGUGGAAUGUACAGCUCUUAACCAUUAUCUACACUGUGAGUAUUCACUCGUUGAUGCCACAUGUCUAUACAGGAUUUGGCAUAUCUGCGGUGGCAACCUGGGCCAUAAUAAUGUAUUAUAAGUUCUAUCACUUGGUCAUGUAUAUUGCGGGGUCAACUGAGAGAAACACUAAAUUAAACAAAGAUCAGUGCAUCAAUAGAACAUUUUUUCGUCUGCUGAUGUUUACUUGUGUGUAAGAUAGGGAGUUGUGAUAUCAGCAUUGGUGUACUAUCUACAAACCUGGUGCAUCAGCAACAAGGGCCCAGUUUUUGUAGCAAUGUUUAGUCCAUUACUACUACUGGUAGUUGGAAUAUUUUCAGCAAUCACUUUUGCUGAGCAAUUCCACUUGGGAAGGUAAGACACGCAAGUAAUUAAUGAUAAACUUGCACUUAUGAGAAUUGAAUUUGCUUAAGAUGGCUUGUUUUCACCCAUGGUAGACCUAAAAUCAGUGUGAUUAGUGAGUUUGAUCUGCUUUUCUCUUGCGUACAUGCCUAAGCUUCGUAGGAGCAGUUCUUAUCAUCAUGGGCCUGUACAGCGUACUUUGGGGGAAGAGGACCUACAAUCUUGACCAAAGGCAACGCGACGGGAGUAGUGAAGGCGCUGAUGGUAAUAAGGUGUUGGAGAUCGCAGUGCAUGACUGCACUGUGAUGAGUCCAGUCGAUUGCGAACAAAAACAAUGCCGCUUCUCUGGCAACAAGUAGAUAUAGAAUUGAUUGGAUUUUAAACCUACAGCCAGUAAGAGUGUGUACACUUUCUAUCCUCUAUGCAUAUCAUGUACCAGCCACCAGUUUUAGUCUUUCUUUGAUUGUCAACAUAGUUCCACUUUCUAUGACCAGAGGCUUUGUGAGGAUGAACUCACUAGAACAAAUUUUAGUGGUCCCCUUAUUGUAAUUUAUUUUAUCUCCAAG